GGUUCGUGGCUGUGGCCGGGGAGAGCGGGUUCAUGGGCGCCACGGGCAUCCUGGAGUUUGGGCCGCAGUUCAACUAUACUGCGAGGGAACUCGUGCAGGAUUGCCAUGGAAUCGACUGCGACGUGUUUGAGACUUGUCUGGAUAAGCCAGAAGAGGGACUGUCUGUUCUCUAUACUUACUAUUGGUCUAAUAAAGAGUGGAACUUGCAAAAUAACAAGGAACCAGUGCCCAUAGCCGUCGAGAUCUAUGCCAACGGCGCAGUCGCUGGCCAAACCGACGGGGAAAUUAUGGUGCGAUAUGAUUUCUUUGACUUCCAAAGAGAGUUUCGUCCAUCGCGUUAUGUCCUUGAGCCCCCACAGGACGUCUACUGUACCGACAGGAAAACCUACCUCAGUCCUCCAAAGACCGUCCAGUCCUUCAGCUACAAAUCAGAACACAUUACUGGUGUGAACAUCCCUUUCCCAAGCGGAGAUAAUGAUACAUUUCUUUUGCGUUUUCGUGGAAUAUUUCCAAAAGAUGAAUGGUACGACUGGGACACGAGGAUCACCCGCAUGGACUACACUCCCUUUUACGUUAUAAGAAACGAACGUCGCUUCGAGAACCUCACCAGACGCGUACACGACUUCAAUCAAGGUUUGGCCUACGUAAUCAAGCCAAGACUGAACUUCUGCAACAUCACCAAGAUCGAAAAUGUGACAAGUUGGGGAGACGUGAUGGUCGGGAAGACGGUUCCGUUUUCAUGCAGAGUCCCUGGAACUACGAGGACCUUGACGAACCCAUGCAGUACAACGGCAUUCACUGGGAGCGUGGCUUAGAGACCGAUGUUUGGGUCGGCGUCAAGAAGAAUCCGCACCUUGGAAUCAAAGAAAAUUACGUUUGGUACUUUGCAUCGCCUUUGACAAAUGAAAUAUUAGGACGCCAAAGUCCUAAAUUACCAAGCUUCCCAACACUCGACAAGGUCCCAGUAAAAUUGGAGAAAUACAUUUCACUGAUGGAGGGGUUCCCACACGUCAUCUACAACAUCUACGACUACAACUCAGAGGUGCCCCACACUCACAAGCACGACGUGUCGCUUUGCUUCUCCCCCAGACAGAUGAGGCACUUCAAGUUCGACCUCCCGGCCAAUUCGCUCAACAAAACCUAUUACCUCAGAGAGAACGUCAAGUACGCGACGAUGCAAACGCUCGCCGAAGCUGCCAAAGUAUCGCCCAUAAGAAUUAAUCGCCUGGAAAUAAACGAGACAUCUGCGGCUCUGGAGGUGACGUUUACUGUCCUGGAGAAGCCGUCGAUCGUGGGUGACGUGCCGGGCGCCGGGAUGGACAGCAGCAUGGACGAGGCGGUGGAGCUGAUCCGGGCCACCCUCGACUCAUCUCAGCUGGUCGUCCUGGUCAAGAUCAGCGUAGGAAUCGGGGGCCUGAGUGUCGACAAGAAACUCGUUGGCUUACCAGGGACGCUUCGGGAGAUUAGCAGAGACGACGGUUUCAUUCGCGGGAAGGAGACCCUCGUCGGCUAUUCGUCAGGCGACAUGGCAGGGUUGGCCAUCGGAAUGAUCAUUCUGGGCGGCUUAAUUGGCUACGGAGCAAUCUACUUUUAUCUAAAGAAGCAGUAGCUCAGACCUGCUGAAAUAGACCGACACAUAUCUUCAAAUGGAUGGAAGUAUUCCGGAAUAACAAAGUGUAUCAUAGCAUUAAAUUUGCGAAAUGCCGUACUGUACAUCGUAAAUCAUGAGAAAUAUUUAACUUCUAUGAAUAUAACUAGAUUGACCUUCUUGCUUUUAAGCUGAUGAAAAUCUUGCCUGUUUUAUGUAUAAUUCAGAAUAGAGGCCUCCUGGCCAUCAAAUGCAAAAGGAAAUCCGUACUGGCUUACAUAUGAAAAAUGUAUAAUACAGACAAACACACACAUACAUAUCUCCCUAUCUAUCUACCUAUAUAUCUAUAUAUCUCUACAUCUAUAUAUCUAUUUAUAUUUACCUCUUUGUCUCUCUAUAUAUUAUUAUGUAUCAUGAUUUAUUUGGGAAUCACAGGUCUUGUAAUCCUGUAAUUUUUCUGCAAUCAAUAAUUAUGAUAUUCUAUA
Penaeus monodon (black tiger shrimp) is the source of this 2073-nucleotide messenger RNA. RefSeq lists its product as uncharacterized. The record is from RefSeq and is a predicted model, not a curated record. The coding region runs from base 521 to 1609 and encodes 362 amino acids. The transcript is spliced from 11 exons. Lineage: Eukaryota; Metazoa; Arthropoda; Malacostraca; Decapoda; Penaeidae.